AAUUAAAUCGUUUUUUUUACAUCCAGGAAGUCAGAAAGUCUCGAUCGACCAAUGAGGAGUCAGUUCAGGUUUUAACUGCAACGGACAUUUUGUUUCAGGCUCCACUGUCCAAACCAGAGGCAGAAAAUCACCAAGAAGAAGAAAAAGAAGCAGAAGAAAUAACUUUACCAGGACACUGUCCGAGUCAAAGAAAGAAGGAAAGUCACGAGCAGCUGAAGGAAUAAAUUUAAGUCUUUGGAUGAAGCUACAAAGAAGGAACAUCGUCCUGCUACGUCCACAGCAACACAAAAUAGCCGACAGGGGAAACCUGAGCAGCAGAAGCUCCUCUCUGGAUUAGAGACUCGGCUCACGGAGGAGGGACAUGGCCUGGAUUGUAGUCAUUUUCUCCUGGUUUGAAAAGGCCAUCCAUCUGUGCUGUUUUAUCACCAGGUCUGGGCUCUGGAGGAUGGAGAGGUGAGGAGGCGAGCACACAGGUAUGUUUUAUUGAUCAGGCAGCGCCACCGCCGCCAUGAAUAAAACAUGAGGAGGAUCCAGAAGAGUCCCGGUGUUCGGGCAGGUUUGUUGUCUUGUAAGCUAAACCCAUUCCAGCUAAUGGAGUCAACGAGACACUCCGGGCCUGAGAGCUUCUGCCGGCUUUUACAGGGUGUUACAGACGCUUUGGCACUUCAGGAAUCUGACAUUUCUUUGUGUCCUGAGUUUCCCUGUGAGGACAAGAACUGCGACAUGUGACAGAACCUCCAGACCUCCAGCACAGCAGCGAGAUCCUGACACAGAACACAGCUGAAACAGAUAAAUCUAGAGUCUCUGAGGGGUUGUUGGCAUGCAGGUCAUUUUCACUGUUUUUAUGGUCAUCCUGCUCUCUUUGUAUUGCUCUCAUACUAUUUAUAUCCCGUCACAGUCAUUUUGUAUCUCAUUGCAGUCAUUUCACUUUUUUCAUGCUCAUUCUUCGUCUCUGAAGUCAUUGUGGCUCAUUGUGUUCAUUUUCGAUGUUUUUAUUAUCAUUACAAGGUCUUUGCAGUCAUUUUGCAUUGCUUUGGAGACAUUUUACAUCUCAUUGCAGUCAUUUUGCGACUGUUUGUGGUCGUUUUCAUUGAUUUUGUGGACGUUUUUAUCUCGUCAUGGUCAUUUUGUAUCUCGUUGUGGUCAUUUUAUAUCUCAUUGUGGUAAUAUUUUAUCUUGUGGUCAUUUUGUAUCUCGUUGUGGUCAUUUUAUAUCUCAUCGUGGUCAUUUUGUAUCUCGUUGUGGUCAUUUUGUAUCUCAUUGUGGUAAUAUUUUAUCUUGUUGUGGUCAUUUUGUAUCUCGUUGUGGUCAUUAUGUAUCUCAUUGUGGUAAUAUUUUAUCUUGUGGUCAUUUUGUACCUCGUUGUGGUCAUUUUGUAUCUCGCUGUGGUCAUUUUGUGUCACGUGGUCAUCAUGUAUCUCAUUGUGGUAAUGUUUUAUCUCGUUGUGGUCAUUUUGUAUCUCGUUGUGGUCAUUUUUUAUUUCGUGGUCAUUUUGUAUCUUGUUGUGGUCAUUUUGUAUCUCGUUGUGGUCAUUAUGUAUCUCGUUGUGGUCAUUUUUUAUCUCGUUGUGGUCAUUUUUUAUCUCGUUGUGGUCAUUAUGUAUCUCGUUGUGGUCAUUUUUUAUCUCAUGGUCAUUAUGUAUCUCGUUGUGGUCAUUAUGUAUCUCGUUGUGGUCAUUUUUUAUCUCGUUGUGGUCAUUUUCUAUCUGGUUGCAGCCAUUUUGCACCUCUUCACGGUAAAUUUGUACAUUACUGUUAUCACUUUAAAUGUAUUUUCCAUAAUUUUCCAUCUUUUUGUGGUCGUUUUCCAUUUGUCUGCAGUCGUUAUGCCUCAUUUUUCAUCUCUGUAUUGGUUUUUCCUCUCUUUAGUCUGUGUUUUCUUCCAGUGCAGUUGUGCAGGUGAAUCCUGAUAAAAGCCUACAGAGCUGUUCAAUAAUCCAUCCACCCUCCCUUUAAACCUUCAGUUCCCUGAAACCGAAUGCUCUCCCAGCAUGCACUUCACUUUACUUCACUAUGUGGUCAUUUUCACCUCUUUCUCGUCUCGUAUGUCAUCACUCUGCACCUCGCAGUCAUUUUGCAGCUCUUUGUGGUCAGUUUGUUUCUUUACAUAAAACCUGAAUCUGUUGGUGAUCUUUUAAUCCUCCUGUUUUAUGACUUCAGUAUCUUACCAUGUUUUCUUUGUCUAAUCUGGUUUGUUUGGUCAUUUUACAACUAUUUUGUGUCUCUUUUAGAUCAGUUUUCAUCUUUUUGUGACACUUUUUUUAUGUAAUUAUAUUGUUGUAAUUUUACAUGUUUUUGUGGUUCUUUGAUUCUAUUCAUAGUCGCUGUGUUUUUCAGUCAUUUUGCGUCUCUUUUUGGUCAUUUAGCACCUUAGUUCAAUUAUUUUGGACUGCUUUGUCGUCACCGCACCAUUUAUUUGUCAGUUUGCACCUUAUUGCCAUCAUUUUGCACCAUUUUUCAGUCAUUUGGCACCUUAUUUCAAUCAUUUUGCAUCCCUGUUCAUUCAUUUUCCAUAACUUUUGGUGCGUUUUGCACCGUUUUUUAGUCAUUUUGCAACAUUUCUCAGCCAUUUUGCACCAGUUUUUGGUCAUUUUACACCACUUUUCAGUCAUAAUGCACCAUUUUUCAAUUAGUUGGCGCCAUUUUUCUGGUCAUUUUGCACCUUAUUUCAGUCAUUUUGCGUCUCUGUUCAUUCAUUUUCCAGAGCUUUUGGUGCUUUUUGCAUCACUUUUCAGUCAUUUUAUACCACUUCUCAGUCAUUUUACACCAGGUUUUUAGUCAUUUUGCAUCACUUUUUGGUCAUUUAGCACCUUAGUUCAGUCAUUUUUGUUGGUUUGCACCCUACUUCUAUCAUUUUGCAUCUCUUUUCAGUAAUUUUGCACCACUUUUGGUCAUUUUGCACCAUGUUUUGGUAGUUUUAUGCCUUAUUUCAUUUGUUUUGCAUCACUUUUGGUCACUCUGCUCCAUUCUGUUAGUCAUUGUAUAUCCAUUUUCAGUCAUUUUUCACCACGUUUUGGUAAUUUUGCAUCUCUUUUCAGUCAUUUUACACCUUUUUUGGUCAUUUUUCCUCUCGUUUCAGUCAUUAUGCACCACUUUUUGGUCAUUUUUCAUCUUAUUUCAGUUGUUUUGCACUACCUUUUGUCACUUUGCACCAUUCUUUUAGUCAGUUUGUGUCAUUUUUUAGUCGUCUUACAACAGUUUUUGUUCAUUUUGCAUGUCUUGUCAUUUUUAACAACUUUUUGGUCAUCCAGUACCAUUUUUUUUGUCAUUUUGUGUCCAUUUUCAGUCAUUUUGUACCUUAUUUUAGCCGUCUUGUACCAGCUUUGGGUAAUUUUGCAUCUCUUUUCAGUCAUUUUGCACCACUUUUUUGGUUAUUUUGCACCAGGUUUUAGUCAUUUUGCACCUUCUUUCAGUCGUUUUGUACAUUAUUUCAGUCAUUUUAUACAUUAUUUAAGUUGUUUUGUAUCUCUUCGUGCUCAUUUUCUGCUUCUUUUUUGCGGAUAAAGCUUGUAAAAUGCUCAUUAUCCGUCCAUCUCCCUGUCUCGUUAUUUUAUAAACCUGAUGGUCUUGAAACCACCACCUGGACCAGCGUGUGCUCUGACUUCCAGUCUAUUAUUUCUGUGGCAUCAGAGGCUAAUUUUCACAACAAGAUUGUUAUUUUCCGUCUGUAUCUCAUAAACUAAACUGUAACUCUGUUCUGUGUAAUGAGCUUUUCCUUCGUUCGCUGAAGGCCUCAGGAUUGUCAUUUUCAUUUAUUGUUUCAUAACGCUGGAAGUCUGCAGAGACUCCGGCUGCAUUUAGGUCUGUGCACAUAAACUUGACUUAUUUGUUAAUAAGAGCAUUUGAGAAGCUGCACAGGAGCGAAGGUCUGGAAGUUCUGGAAGUUCUGGAAGUUCUGUCCGACCAAAGGGCUAAAAUCAAUAAGAGCUGCUGGUAUUUGGUGUCAGACGUCCUGGUAUUUUCAAACCAUGCUGUGAAGAAUGAACCUUUUAAACUGGGAUUUUAUCAACAUUUACUGUCAUACUCCCCCCUUGCUAGAUGUUUCAAUAAAUUACACGUAGUAAAAUCACAGAAAAAGUAUUGAGCUGUCAUUUUGCAUCUCUUCUGUCAUUUUGCACCUUAUUUCUGUCAUUUUGCACUAUUUUUUGGUCAUAUUGCACCUUAUUUCAGUCAUUUUACACCACUUUGUGGUCUUUUUUUUUUUUUAACCACCUUUCAGUCAUUUUUUUUACCACUUUCUGGUCAUUUUGCACAUUAUUUCAGUCAUUUUGCACCACUUUUAGGUCAUUUUGCACCAUUUUUCAGUCAUUUUGCACCACUUUCUGGUAAUUUUGCACAUUAUUUCGGUCAUUCUGCACCAUUUUUGUCAUUCUGAACCUUAUUACAGUCAUUUUGCACCCUAUUUUGGUCAUUUUGCACCUUAUUUUAGUCAUCUUGCACCAUUUUUUGGUCAUUUUGCACCACUGUUCAGUCAUUCUGCACCACUUUUUGGUCAUUUUGUACUUUAUUUCAAUCAUUUUAGACAUUAUUUCAGUCACUGUACCCCACCUUUUCAGUCAUCUUGUAUCCACUUCAGUCAUUUUGCACCACAUUUUGGUCAUUUAAAGAUUCAAACCCAUCAGCAUGUGAGAUGUUUCCAGAUCUGAUGAAAUUCCAAAUUUGUCUCCACAUUACAAAGAACAUAGUGAGUUCUCUGAUAGCUCCUCUUGUUCGUAGUAAAUUUUUAAAGAAAGUUUGUAUGUUUUUGUCGUCUUUCUCAGUGUUAUUGGCGUCUCGGCUGGUUAACUUUAGCAGCUCUAGAGAAUCUAAGACUGAGAUUUAGUGUUGAAUGAGUCAAUUUAGCAGGAAAAUCGGCCAUAAAUAAUAAAUUAGUUUAACUUGUCUUUAUAUUCACAGUUUAUCUAUAAAUAAUAUAUAAAUAUAAAAUAAACCUGUGAUCUGAAGGACUCUGAUGUUUUUCUGCUUUUUGGGCCCAGAAACAUGGAUGUAAAAAAUCAGUUGUUUUGCCUCUUUUCAGUCAUGUUG
Messenger RNA from Amphiprion ocellaris (clown anemonefish), 5025 nucleotides. RefSeq lists its product as uncharacterized. The record is from RefSeq and is a predicted model, not a curated record. The transcript is spliced from 2 exons. The coding region runs from base 821 to 1903 and encodes 360 amino acids. NCBI's taxonomy places the organism in Eukaryota, Metazoa, Chordata, Actinopteri, Pomacentridae.